AUGUCGACGUUUAUCUUUACGUCUGCAAGGAGGCAGUCAUCUCGUUUCCGCCAUAUCAGUCCGAUAAAACUGGCUACUUCUUAUUUCUUGUCUACAAAAAUAAGAUCAGUAACAGGCAGUAUUUUUGAGCGAAUUCCUAAAGAGGAGCUGGCACCCAAAACCAGACCACGGCUGCGAGACAGGGAGUUUCUCCCAGGCUCAACGGGUGAAGGAUUCCCAGAGUUCUUGGCGGAGCCAAGUGACUCUUUCCCUCACGGAGUGCGAGUCAAUACUAGAGACCAGUCCUCUAUCUCAGAACUGGGUGCAAAUUGCAUGAAAUACAUAAAGGAAAGCCUUACUGAUAGCCAAGCGAUAUUGUUCCGCGGACUUCCAGUUGAAACAGCAGAGGACUUCUUGGCCUUAACCGAAGGAAUGCGAGGCAAGCCUCUGAACUACGAGGGUGGUACUGCACCCAGACCCAAGGAAAUAGAAAAUUCUGAUAUCUACUUUGCCAGUGCUGAGCCUGGAGCGUACACCAUCGAGUUACACAAUGAAAUGGCGUAUCUCAAGACUUUCCCCAGGAAGGUAUUUUCAUGAUAAAACACAGACGGCUAAUGCUGAGGCACCAGGGUAUUUUCUGGGCGCUCCAAACAUCAGCAAAACUUCCACUAGGUUUACGAUGCGCUAUUGUUAAUUCAGUAGUUCUUUCACUCAUGUGUACGUUCCUUCAUUUGUGGAUACUGUGGUGUACUUUGGUUCAUUCGUUAUUCCACCAGUUCGUUUUUCCAUUCAUUCGUUCGUUCGUCCAUUUUUUCAUUCGUUCUUUCGUUCAUUGGCUUACUCGCCCAUUUGCUAAUUAGUUUAUUGGUUAAUACGUUGAAUUCUUUGUCCAUUCGUUGAUUUUUUUAUUUACGUUUGUCCUUUCAUUCAUUUCUUCUUCCACUUUAGGUAUUUUUUUUCUGCCUAAAAGAGCCUGGCGAGAAUUGUGGUGGCGAGACACCGCUGGGUAAAUGCAGUGACAUUGUACUCAAACUUGAUCCCGAAGUCGUGAAAAUAUUCGAGGAAAAAGGAGUAAUGUAUGCACGACAUCUGCCGGACAAAUCACGAUCAGACUACAUGCCCUGGCAGCAUCAGUUUUACACUGACGACAGAAAGGUAAUACAACUUGGUUCACGUCAGGAAUCCCAUGUAAGAAUUGAUUGUCCUUUAAAGACCAAAAAAAUUGUGGAGAUUUAAAAAAAAAAUGACGAUUUUCAGUCUCCGUUUAUUGAAUUCACACUGAUGACUUUAUUUACUCUUUUAGGCAGCAGAAAUAAGAGCACAGCAGCGAGGUAACACUGUAAGAUGGGACGAUAACGGUGAUAUGUACCUGACUUACACCGCGCCGGCCUUUCUUUCUCACCCAGUAACAGGAGAAAAAAUCUGGUUCAACCAAGCAAUACAACACCACUGUACUUACUCGAAAGCACUGCCACAGUACAAAGGUUCUGAUCUCCCGGAUGAGAAAUAUCCCUGUCACACCUAUUAUGGAGACGGAAGUGACAUCGAACCGGAAGUGUUACAACACGUCAGAGCAGUUUCAUGGUCAUGCGCAGUUGGGUUUCGGUGGAAGAAGGGUGAUUUAAUAGCGCUUGAUAAUCUGAACGUUCAGCAUGGACGAAUGGCCUUCACGGGAGAGAGAAAAAUACUGGUGCAUAUGACGGCAGACUGA
Molecule: messenger RNA, 1690 nt
Organism: Pocillopora meandrina
Lineage: Eukaryota; Metazoa; Cnidaria; Anthozoa; Scleractinia; Pocilloporidae
Source: the annotation of a GenBank genome assembly